Molecule: messenger RNA, 1208 nt
Organism: Colius striatus (speckled mousebird)
Lineage: Eukaryota; Metazoa; Chordata; Aves; Coliiformes; Coliidae
Product: neuritin-like
Exons: 3
Coding region: 39-455 (138 amino acids)
Biological process (GO): neuron projection extension; nervous system development
Cellular component (GO): plasma membrane
Source: RefSeq, a predicted model, not a curated record
GACAGCGGCAGCGGAGCCGGAGCGGAGCGGGCGGCGGGAUGGGGCAGCGGCGGGGCACGGCCGUGCUGCUCCUCGCCGUGGGGCACGUGGCCGGGCUGCUGGCAUCCGUCACCGCCUGUGCCAACGUCUACCAAGGCUUCUCGGACUGCGUCCUCAAGCUGGGGCAAAACAUGGCCACGUACGAGGAGGCGGAUGGCAUCGAGCUGCAGGGGCUGCACCGAGUCUGUGGGUACUGGGAUGAGUUUCACUUGUGUGCCCUGACAGCGCUCUGGCAGUGCCAGAAGGAAGCAGCAGCCGUCUGGGAGAUGCUGAGAAGGGAGUCUCGCAAAAUCAAAUUCCAAGGCAGCUUGUUUGACCUCUGCAGCCCCAGCAUGGCCCAGAGCUCUGCCUGGAGCCACGUGCCCAGCCUUUCCACCCUUGGCAUCCCCCUCCUUGUCACUUGGCUCAGUUUAUAAGCUGGGGCUCGGUGUGACAGCAGAGGUGGUGGCAGCAGCGUGGGUUGGGGCGUCUCGCUGAGUGUUUCCCAGGCCUCUGAGGAACAUGUGCUCAGGGAACACUUGGCUCCAUCCUGGGCCUGUGGGAUGUGGAGGAGCUUGGCAGCACCUCCUGGGAUUUGUUAUUUCUCUGUAAUUUGGGAUCAUACCCAUUCCCUUCUGCCUGAAGGCACAGAUGUGGCUGACUGCAGAAUCUGGGUGGAGGAAUUAGGGGGGAAAAUGAAGGCUCAGCCACGAAUGCUGCAUCCUUUUGCACUCUCCUAUGGCUACUGGAAGGAAACCAGUUCACUUUGACUCUUCCCACCAGAUCAACUGUCCAGGCUUUUGAUUCAGGCACUGAAAACAAGAUGGGCAUUUUAACCCUUGAUUUGUGAGGUGCAGGGGAUGGUGGAUGUCCUGUGAGGGCAGAAAGGAGACUGAACUGCCCUGCACUGCCCUUUUGGUUUUGCGGACAUGGUGAAACCUCUGCUGAAGAAUAAUCACACCUCUUGCACACACCUGGAUUCCUCAGUAGUUCUGUGUUGUGUGUUAAAUCCCUUUCCUAAGGAAACAGAGGGCAAAAAUGUUUGGGGGAAGAGGGAGUGUCGAGUGAGCAGGACAAAGAGAGUUUCUAGCAACACUUUUUGCUUUAAAGCUUUCUCCAGGUGUAGCUGCCAGCAGCUCUGUGGGCAGCAGUGUGUAACUCUAGAGUAUUAAAGUUUGUUGUAGAGCCUA